This is a messenger RNA of Prunus mume (Japanese apricot), 770 nucleotides long. RefSeq names its product transmembrane protein (DUF872). NCBI's taxonomy places the organism in Eukaryota, Viridiplantae, Streptophyta, Magnoliopsida, Rosales, Rosaceae. Gene Ontology annotation, cellular component: endomembrane system. The record is from RefSeq and is a predicted model, not a curated record.
GCACCCAAAGCCCAUUGCUAAUUUUGCUCACCCGAGCCCGCCAACCCGGGUCCCCCUUCUGCCUUCUUCAUCGAAUCUUCUUUGCUGCCCAUUACUGAGCCAACCAAAGAGACCAUAACCCAAUUGAUCUCCCUCGUUUUUGUUAACUGUCGGAGGUUUUUUCACCGACUAGGGUUGAAUUUCAAUCUCUGGUUAGAGCAUUUGCAGAGAAGUGGCCGGAUUGCAAUCGCGGUUGAGGUUGAAAGGACAAGUCUUGGGUCUUGUUGAACACUUUGGUUAUGGCAUCUAGGCGCAAUGUUCAUUACAGCCCUCUUGCUACUGAUGAAAAUGAUGAUGUCUAUGGAAAACCAAAUGACCCUCGGUUUUCCUAUACUCCGAAGUCCUUUGAUAAAAUCCCAUGGAAAUCCAUACUCCUUGCUCUAUUCCUGCUUUUUCUUGGAUCAUUGCUUCUGUUUCUUUCAUACUUUAUUUUCACUGGUCACAUGGGAGGGGAUCUGUCCCAAGCCUAUGGCCUUUUGGCUCUAGGAAUUCUCACCUUCCUCCCAGGCUUUUAUGAGACACGAAUUGCAUAUUAUGCAUGGAGAGGUGUGAAAGGAUACCGUUUCGCCUCCAUUCCAGACUAUUAGGGCGUUUUUGUCUUCAAACUUUACUAAUAAUGUGUAUGGUGACAUCUUCAUGUAAAAUCCACAUUGUAUAGAACACAUGAACGAUCCAUAUGUAACUUGUUUGCUAUUUAUUUGUUAUUUAAUGACUUGUUUGGGUUUGAAGCA